AUGCCAACAUUGGCGCCACGUAUUCUUAGUCUAUUGAAUCGUAGGUGCUCAUCCUUGAAUUUCCAUCUCCACUUGACUCGAACGAACACGACUUUUAUUAGCACUACUCCAGCGCAUCGUCAACAACCACUCACUACUACUACAAAGCGCUUCACUUUUAUACGAUCAGUAUCCACUAUGCCAGGCGCAACAACAACAACAGCCGAAUCACCUUCAGACUGGUCACUCUCCAGCAACGGCAAAUAUUGGACCUUCACUCGUCCUCUUGAGCAGUCGGAUAAUGAUGAUAGAAAGUAUCGACUCAUCAAGCUUGCCAGCAAUGAUUUGCAAGUGCUACUGAUUCAUGAUGCGGAUACGGACAAAUCCAGUGCAGCACUUGAUGUUCAUGUGGGCCACCUUAGUGAUCCAGAUGAUUUACAAGGCCUGGCACACUUUUGUGAGCACUUGCUGUUUAUGGGCACUGAAAAGUAUCCAAAGGAAAACGACUACAAUCAGUAUUUGGCCGAACACUCGGGCUUCUCCAAUGCUUUCACGGGUGUAGAAAACACCAAUUAUUACUUUGAGAUCGGCCACGAAUACCUCGGCGGUGCAUUGGAUCGCUUUGCUCAGUUUUUCAUUUCACCCUUGUUCUCAGCCAGCUGCACUGAACGUGAAUUGAGAGCCGUCGAUUCAGAACACAAAAAGAACCGACAACAAGAUAGCUGGCGCAUGUUUCAGUUGGAGAAGUCGUUGAGCAACCCAAAUCACCCUUAUUGUCAUUUCGGCACCGGCAACUUGGAGACCUUGUAUGACAGCCCAAAAGCCAAAGGCCAAGACAUUCGCGCUGAAUUACUCAAGUUCCAUGACAACUAUUAUUCCGCCAACAUCAUGAAACUUUGCAUCCUCGGUAGAGAAUCACUUGAUCAACUGACUGAAUGGGCUGUCGACAAGUUCAAUGAUGUGAGGAACAAGGGCAUUGAACCACCAAAGUUCCCAGGUCACCCUCUCACUGAAAAGGAGCUCAUGAAACAAAUCUUUAUCAAGCCCGUCAAAGACGUGAGAUCCUUAGAAAUGACAUUCCCUUUCCCGGAUCAGAGACCUCUUUACGCAAUUCAGCCUGGUCGAUACAUCUCUCAUCUCAUUGGACAUGAAGGCGCUGGAUCUAUCCUUUCUUUGCUCAAGAAGAAUGGCUGGGCUAAUUACUUGCAAGUUGGCUCUAUUCAUGGUGGCAUUGGCUUUGAAUUCUUGAGAAUCAGCAUUGAUUUGACUGAAGAAGGUUUACGCUCUUAUGAGGAUGUUGUCGUAUGCGUGUUCCAGUAUAUCAACAUGCUCCGGCAAUCGGGUGUACAACGAUCGAUCUUCAACGAGGUGCAAUCUCUUGCUUCAUUGGCCUUCCGAUUCAAGGAAAAGUAUCCACCAUCCCAAUACACCUCUCGAUUGGCGGGUCUUAUGCAACAUGGUUACCCAGCUCCAUUCAUCCUAAGUGGUCCAAGCCUGAUUCGUGAAUACAAUGUGGAUAUCAUCAAUGACAACCUUGAAUAUCUUCGCCCUGACAAUUUCCGAAUUAUGGUCGCAUCACAACAACCACCUAAUGGAGCACAAUUCACCAUGCGCGAAAAAUGGUACGACACCGAAUAUAAUGUUCUUGAAUUCAGCGACCAAUUGAAGAAGACGCUACAAAAUCUUCAACCCAAUGAUGCAUUGUACUUGCCAGGCAAGAAUGAUUUCAUCCCCACCAACUUUGAGACGCACAAGAAAGAGAUUCUUCAACCUGCCAAGAAGCCUGAGCUUAUCUUGAACAACCCCAAGACAAGGUUAUGGUACAAGAAGGAUGACACUUUUUGGGUCCCAAGAGCCAAUGUAUGGAUCCUUUUCCGAAGCCCUCUUGCAUACGCUACACCUACCAAUUGUGUGAAGACACGCCUUUUCACGGAUUUGCUCAAGGAUUCGCUGAAUGAAUAUGCAUAUGAUGCUGAAGUGGCUGGCCUUGCUUAUAACAUUGAGAACCUUUUAGAAGGAAUGCUGCUUGCAGUCGGUGGUUACAAUGAUAAGCUUUCAGUAUUGUUGGAAAAGGUGGUUCAAAAGAUGAAGGACCUUCAAGUGGAUCCCGAGCGAUUCAAGCUUUUGAAAGACCAAUUGCGAAGAUCAUACAAGAAUUUUGCGCUUGAGCCACCUUAUCAGCACGCUUUAUACUAUCUCUCGUACUUUACACAAGACAAGAUGUGGACGAAUGCUGAGAAGCUGAGAGAACUUGACGCCAUCACAGCUGAGGAUAUUCAAGCCUUCUACCCAACCAUCCUUUCGCACUUGCAUCUUGAAGCUUUGGUACAUGGCAAUGUCCUUCAAAAGGAUGCCGAGGAUAUGAUGAACACGGUGAUCAAUAUCUUGAAUCCACGCGAAUUGCUCCCAAGUCAACUUAUUGGACACCGCAGCUUGAUCCUGCCACCUGGUUCUAAAUGGGUGUAUAAUCGACAAGUCGAAGAUCCACACAAUGUGAAUUCUGGUAUCGAGUAUUUGAUCCAAGUUGGCAAUGUGACACAAACAUCGUUGCGGGCUCGCUUAAGCUUGUUGGCGCAAAUUGCUCAAGAACCUUGCUUUGAUCAGCUGCGUACCAAGGAACAACUAGGCUAUUUGGUUUUCAGUGGUGUACGCAAGCAAGCAGGAUCCAUGGGAAUGCGCUUCAUUGUGCAAAGUGAGCGAGAUACGAUUUACUUGGAGAACCGCAUCGAAGAAUUCUUGAUCAAGUUGAGAAGCAUCAUUGUCAACAUGUCGGAUGAAGAAUACCAGGCACAGGUACAAUCGCUCAUUUUCAAGAAGCUUGAAAAGGACAAGAAUUUGGGACAAGAAGGUGGCAAGUAUUGGACACAUAUCCAUUCGGGAUACUAUGAGUUUGAUCAAGUGGACAAGGAUGUCAAGGAGCUCAAAAUGAUUUCCAAGGAGUCUUUGCUUGAAUUCUUUGACCUUCACAUUGACCCAGCAUCGGAUAAUGUGCGUAAGAUUGCUGUGCAUAUUCAAUCGCAAAAGACACCACCCGCACCCAAGUACAAGGUCGACAUUGAAUCCUUACACACAUGUUUGGUUGCACAAGGCGUGAAUCGGGUGAGCAUUGAUGAUUUGCGUACAGCAGUGGAAAAGGGCGAAGCUGGAGAAGCAUCCAUGGAAGCUGUAUUGCGCGAGAUGUUGAUUGAUGAAAGCAAGGGCAACGAGGAGGAAAUUGAAGAGCUCAUGUCGAAAUUGGUCACAGCCAUGGGAAUGACAGAAGCAGCUGCACAAGGCAAUGGUACUAUCAACGGCACUUUUGUUACGGUAGAUAAUAAAAAGACGGCCCGUCGAUUGUCAGCAGUCGAUGGCGAUUCAUCAACUGAUAGCGGUCAACAAACUCCUGUCAGGGAUCAUUCAUCGCUACCCGAGGGUAAUACUAUCAUCACCGAUCCUGUUGCAUUCAAGAGUAGAAUGGAACUUAGCCCAGCGGCCGUGCCGCUGAUUGAUUUUUAA
Messenger RNA from Lichtheimia ornata, 3474 nucleotides. RefSeq lists its product as uncharacterized. Gene Ontology annotation, cellular component: cytosol; mitochondrion. Gene Ontology annotation, biological process: peptide catabolic process. The record is from RefSeq and is a predicted model, not a curated record. Gene Ontology annotation, molecular function: metal ion binding; metalloendopeptidase activity. Lineage: Eukaryota; Fungi; Mucoromycota; Mucoromycetes; Mucorales; Lichtheimiaceae. The transcript has 14 exons. Bases 1 to 3474 code for a protein of 1157 amino acids.